Molecule: messenger RNA, 4239 nt
Organism: Trichosurus vulpecula (common brushtail)
Lineage: Eukaryota; Metazoa; Chordata; Mammalia; Diprotodontia; Phalangeridae
Gene: POGLUT1
Product: protein O-glucosyltransferase 1
Exons: 11
Coding region: 87-1271 (394 amino acids)
Biological process (GO): protein O-linked glycosylation; positive regulation of Notch signaling pathway
Cellular component (GO): endomembrane system
Molecular function (GO): UDP-xylosyltransferase activity; UDP-glucosyltransferase activity
Source: RefSeq, a predicted model, not a curated record
UGGGCCUGCCCCGCCGCCGCCAUCUUUGUGCGGGGCAGCGCUUUCGCCCGGGUCACGGGAGCCGAGCAGCUGCGGGGCUUUCCCCGAUGGCUCCGCAGCAGCCCUCGUGGUUGCUGUUGUGGUUGUGGUUGCUGCUGCUGCUGCUCCCGGCGGCUCAGAGUCGACACAAGGAUUCAGGUCCAAAGUGGAAAGGAUUUAUUGACCAAAUUAACAAGUCUGUAGAGAACUACCAGCCAUGUCCAAGGGAGAAGUGCAGCUGCCACCUUGGUGUCAUGGAGAAAGAUUUGGCCCCCUUCCAAGGAGGCAUCUCCAAAGAAGUGAUGGCCAAUGUGGUUAGCCGGAAACUAGGAACACACUAUCAGAUUAUCAAGAAUGAAUUGUACAGAGAACGUGAUUGCAUGUUUCCUGCAAGGUGCAGCGGCGUAGAACACUUCAUCUUGGAAGUUAUUGACCACCUUCCUGACAUGGAGAUGGUGAUCAAUGUGCGGGAUUAUCCUCAGGUUCCUAAGUGGAUGGAACCCGUCAUUCCAGUCUUCUCCUUCAGCAAGACCUCUGAGUACCAUGAUAUCAUGUAUCCUGCAUGGACAUUUUGGGAAGGGGGACCUGCUGUUUGGCCAAUUUAUCCUACGGGUCUCGGGCGAUGGGAUCUUUUAAGAGAAGAUCUUGCAAGGUCUGCAGAGAAGUGGCCAUGGGAAAAGAAAGUAUCCAGAGGGUACUUCAGAGGAUCUAGGACAAGUCCAGAACGAGAUCCCCUAAUUCUUCUAUCUCGGGAAAACCCAGGACUCGUUGAUGCAGAGUACACUAAGAAUCAGGCCUGGAAAUCUGAGAAAGAUACUCUUGGAAAACCACCUGCUAAAGAAGUCCCACUUGUGGAUCACUGCAAGUACAAAUACUUGUUUAAUUUUCGGGGCGUAGCUGCAAGUUUCCGGUUCAAACACCUCUUCCUGUGCGGCUCACUAGUCUUCCAUGUAGGUGAGGAAUGGCAAGAAUUCUUCUAUGCACAGCUGAAGCCAUGGGUUCACUACAUCCCAGUCAAUACAGACCUCUCCAAUGUCAGGGAACUCCUACAGUUUGUGAAGGAAAAUGAUGAUCUAGCCCAAGAGAUUGCUGAGAGGGGGCGACAAUUUAUCAUCAACCACUUGCAGAUGGAUGACGUUUCCUGUUACUGGAAGAUUUUGUUGACUGAAUAUUCCAAAGCCUUGUCCUACAAAGUGAAGAAAAAGAAAGACUAUAGCAAAAUUUCCCCCAAGCCGUUGAAAACAGAACUUUAAGAACUAAUAUCAUCCUUGUGGUAGAGCAACUUAAUUUGGAUAUCUUCAUGACAAAAUGCAGAGUAUGUCAUUCAUUUGAAUGAGAUUAUACUUGCCUGUGGUAACUUGGAUGUUAUAGACUCUAAUACUAACCAAAUAACUGGUUUUCCUUAUCUUUCUGCAAUAAGAGACUCUAGAAAGAGCCAGACUCUCAGAGUCACACAAUAAUAGAACACAGACUUGGAAGCCAGAUUUGUAGUCAGAGGACCUGGAUUCUAAUCCUGGCUCCAUUGGGCAAGUUAUUAAGCUUUCUAGGCCUUGGUUUCCUUACUUAUAAAAUGAAAGUGUUAGACUAGAUGUCCUUGAAGGUCUCUUCUAGCGCUAGUCUAUGAUCAUAUAAGCAGUAUUUUUUUUCUUUAGGUUAAAUAGGGACUAAAAUCAGACUAUGAGUUUUUUAUGUCUGUGUCUUUGGAUUAGCUCUGUACAAACUAUGCCUCAUUUUACUUAUCUAGGUAAGAAUCAUGCUAGUUAUUAUUUGUGAUCACAGUGAAACGCAAAAUGUCUUUUUGGACCUUUUGGGUACAUUAUCUAAAGCAAACAAGUUGCCAUUUGGAAACAUAAUAGGUUCUGUCUCCGGAAUUCUGCUGUUUUCCUGUUGAUCAUACUAGCUAAAUUUAGCUGAUGUAUAUAAGAUACUUAGGAAUCAUUUCCUGAAAGGUCCAUAGAAACGUAAAACUAUUAUCAUGAAAUUUCUUCUUACUUUUUAAAAAAAAUGUAAAUUUUUCAAUACUUGGGGAAGAUUUUAUAUUUUUAUGUUGAAUGGAACCAGUUCUUAAUUAUUGCAAUUGGACUUCUAAUCCCAUUCCUAGUUUUCUCAUAGCUCAUUUUAUUGAGUUUAUUCAGAUACACAUUUGUUAAGCACUUACUAUGUGCCAGCUAUUGUGCUAAGCACUGGGGAGAUAAAUAAAAGCAAAAACAAGCCCUACCUUAAAGCAUUUAUAACACAUAUAUAGUUACAUAUGUACAUACAAGAUACAUACACAGUAGAUAGAAGGUAACCUUAGAGGAAAAGGCUGUGGCAAGAAAAGAAAACACUUGUUCUUUCAAAACAAUUUCAAGAAGCCAUCUACAUUUGUAUCUUUUAUAAAAAGGUAGCUGGAGCUACAUAUGCAAAACAAAUCUCUUCUAUUUACUGGAAUUGACACUAGUAAGGGUUAUCAUGAGUGUAUAUUUUGUGGGUAAUACCAAUAAUGCCCUUUAGUAAAUGUCACCACCUGAGGUUUGUAACACCUCCUACUCUAACUCACUUCUAUAUAGCAAAAAAUUUAUUUCAAUGCAAGGUCAUGUUGGACUCCUGAUUUCCUCCGACCCCCACCUCCAAACUUUUAGAUAAUAGUGAGAUUUCUAAAGAAUCCCUCCACAGUGUAAUGAAGCAUGGUGAGAAAAAAUUAGGGUUAAACCAGCAGAGUGUGGUGUCUUGGAACACAUUACUCACAACACCCUCCUCCAGUCCCUUUAUUUUAAAGAAAAAAAAAUACCCAGAGAUGACACAUAGUAAAACAUUUUCUCUGAGGAUCCUUCAUGCCAACAUUUAGAACAAUAAGUUUUUUAUUGUAUAGCUCUAGGUCUCUGGACCUUUUUUCUAUAAGGACAGACUACUGAAGAAGUACUGUCAUAAAGACUCACUUUGGGGCAUUUUGUUUUCUCUUUUGAUCUUAUUUUUUAUUUUAUUUUUACAUCUUCAUUUCCAGUUAUGUCUCUCCCCACCUCUCUUACCCAACAAGUUAUCCUUAGUAACAGAGAAAAAAAGAAGAAAAAAAAUUUAGCCUAACCAAUACAUCAACCAUGUUUCCAGUAUAAGUAAUAUCGUCACCCCUAUCCUGCCUCUGCAAAGAUGAGACAGAAUUGUAUCUUUUAAACUGUAUUCCAUAAUACUAUAUAGGAUGUUGUCAAUUACAACGUGAUCUGGUCUAUGGACUCUGUCCAAGUGAGGUUCCAGUGCCCUUGUAAAACAGGUGACAUGCUUGAACAGAACUGAUUUAAUAGUCAUUGGGGCUUAAGUUUGAAUGUGCCUUACAAUUUCAAGUUUGCUCCUGUUGUUGAGAAUGUGAUACUUUUAUGUGGAAAAGACUAGGAACAAAGAUUUUGGUUGUCACUGGGGAAGAAAGAGCCUUUUAUUUUUUUCCUUUUCUAAAGUGCUAAUCUUAGUGUUUUAAUGCUUCAACCUUUCAAUGAUAAGCAUUAGAUGUAAUAGCUGAUCACCCACUGUUUUCCUAAAAGAAAAGAGAGUCCAUAAUUAGUUCCAGCAUUUUAAUACAGGACCUUUAUUUCUUUCCCUCCAUUCACCUUCCACUUCUUUCCCUCUGGCUCUCUUCCUUUUCCUCUUUGGUUUUUAUAACAUUAGCUGGUUUUAUAAUAACAACAAAGUGAAAUUCAGUCACAUUAAAUCAGUGACUUUAUUCCAUUUGUUCAGAACUCUCUCUAGCAUGCCAAUUUUUCAUAGAAAGUUUAAUUCAGAAGUUUUAAAAGACCAAUAAUGAAGCAUACUUCCCAUCACCUAAUAAAGAGGUGAUGUACUUAUGGUGAGGAAUGUAGCAUAUGUUUUGGACAUUGCAAAUAUGGGAAUUUAUUUUUAUUAACUGCACACAUUCAUUAAAAGGAAAUUUUUUUAAUGUAGGGGGAGGCUAAGAUAGAUUUUUGUUUUUUUAAAAAAAUUAAAUUUUUAAAAAAGUUCCUUUUAGAAUUUUAUUACCCUCUGUGAUAGCACAAUUAGUGCACAAAUGAAGCAUACCUAUUUAAAUGUGAAUUAAAGGAACAUUUCAAAACAUGUAGAAGGUGGCUUUUAGUGUAUCUGAUUCAGAAAGGAAAAUCUGGAUUUCUGAGAAUUAUAGUUUUACCUGACCACUGUGUAUGUUGUAGCCAGCAUUAUGUGUCUAUAUUUGGUAUCAUAUUGAGGUGAAAAGUAAACAAAAUUACUCUACCUUUAAAA